Molecule: messenger RNA, 6189 nt
Organism: Lutzomyia longipalpis
Lineage: Eukaryota; Metazoa; Arthropoda; Insecta; Diptera; Psychodidae
Gene: nompC
Product: serine/threonine-protein phosphatase 6 regulatory ankyrin repeat subunit A
Exons: 15
Coding region: 859-6117 (1752 amino acids)
Biological process (GO): GPI anchor biosynthetic process; calcium ion transmembrane transport
Cellular component (GO): membrane; glycosylphosphatidylinositol-N-acetylglucosaminyltransferase (GPI-GnT) complex
Molecular function (GO): protein binding; calcium channel activity
Source: RefSeq, a predicted model, not a curated record
UGAGUUCUCCGAGGGUGCUUUCACUCCUUUCUCCAAUUCAGUUCCAUAUAUCUUCCAUUUUCUUCAGAAGGAGCGCUUAAAGUUUUCUUUUUGUACCUCCCAAGGACUUUCUUUUUACCUUAUCCGCCUCAGCUUUCAUUGAGCUUUGAUCCCUUUUCGUGGAUAUUCUGAAUUUUUUUCGGAUAAUUUUGUGUGAAGAAAGAAAAAUGAAUUGAAGAGAAAAUAUUUCGAUGGAUUAACAAUUUGUGAUUGUGCGGCUACGAAGUGAUCUUUAAGUGAACACCCAAACCUUCCAACUCCUUGAGGAUUUUCACAAAGUGCCCAAAUUGUUUUUUGGAUACAAAAAAAGAGUUCUUUGUGUUGCGAAAAAGAAGUUAAGGAAAGAAGUGCUUCUGCUGGAAUUUUUCAGAAGAAAAUUUUGUGAAGUUCUAUUGGUUUUCCUCAAAGUGUUCAAACAAAGUUUAAGGGAUGAUUUUUUUUUAUUCUCUAAAUCUCGUUCAAUUUGUGAGCUUCUAAAUGGAGUGUUGAGGAGAGAAAGUCGUUAGGAGUAUUAUAUUUGUGUACGUGUGUGUGUGUGUGAUCCAAUUUGGAUUUAGUUGGAGUUCAAAUCUCAAGGAUACGCCUGCCGAAAUUAGAUGGAAAUGGCACCGCAAACAGCACCAAUAAAGCACCACCGCAGAAGCCAUCAGCCCCCGCGGCCCCCAUCAACCCAUUAAGUAGCCAGAGGAAUUAAAAAAAAAGAAAAAUAAUGUGGCAACAUCCGUGGAGCGCGUGUUGGUGUUCGAGGCUAAAAUAUUUACUUGUCUAUGCAAAUGAUGUGAUGUCAUAAACACUGAAUCUCCGUAAAUUUUUGCAACAAUGUCGCAACCGGGAAAGAAGGGGCCCAAAGGGGCUAAACGGGGUGCAGCGGCAGCCGCGGCGGACGAGCCCGUCGCCCCGGCCGCCAAGGCACCCGAUGUGGAUGCUGCAAAGGACGAUGCAGCAUCAGAUGGGGAUAAACGGGGCUCCGAAGGGGAUGCUGGCCCAGCUAAACCCCAAAGUGCUGGGGCCUCGACGAGGGACGCUGCCACAAAGGUGCUCAACUUGGCCCUCAAGGGCGAGUGGACUCCCGUGGAGCAAACUCUCAAGGCCCUAGAAAAAUCCAUCGCAAAUGCCGGGGAGGACGCCAAUACAACACCCCUGGCUGGUGUUUUGGAUCCCACGACUGGAAUGACACCCCUCAUGAUGGCAGUCAAGGACAAUCGUACGUCGAUCUUGGACCGUUUGAUCGAUUUGGGUUCGGAUGUUGGAGCCAGGAAUAAUGAUAAUUACAAUGUUCUGCAUAUUGCUGCCAUGUAUUCACGAGAAGAUGUUGUUAAAUUGCUACUCAAUAAACGAGGAGUGGAUCCUUUUUCAACGGGAGGGUCCCGCCAACAAACUCCUGUACAUUUGGUGGCCAGCCGACAGACGGGUACAGCGACCAGUAUCCUAAGGGCCUUGCUGGCUGCAGCUGGAAAGGAUAUCCGAUUGAAAGCUGACGGAAAAGGGAAGGUGCCUCUACUCCUCGCCGUGGAGGCUGGCAAUCAGUCCAUGUGCAGGGAAUUGCUGUCUGCCCAAACUGCUGAACAGCUAAAGGCAACGACGGCGAAUGGCGACACUGCCCUGCACUUGGCGGCAAGACGACGCGAUGUCGACAUGGUCCGUAUCCUCGUGGACUACGGGACGAAUGUGGACACCCGCAAUGGUGAUGGGCAGACAGCGCUGCACAUUGCAGCUGCGGAAGGUGAUGAAGCCCUCGUGAAGUACUUCUACGGCGUACGGGCCUCGGCAUCGAUUACCGACAAUCAGGACCGAACUCCCAUGCAUCUGGCAGCAGAGUAUGGGCACGCCAAUAUAAUUGAAAUUCUAGCAGAUAAAUUCCGAGCAAGUAUCUACGAGCGCACAAAGGAUGGCAGCACGCUCAUGCACAUAGCUUCGCUCAAUGGGCAUGCUGAGUGUGCAACAAUGCUGUUCAAGAAGGGCGUCUACCUGCACAUGCCAAACAAGAAUGGUGCCAGGAGUAUUCACACGGCAGCUCGCUACGGGCACGUGGGGAUCAUUAACACACUUCUCCAGAAGGGAGAGAAAGUUGAUGUAACAACCAAUGACAAUUACACAGCUCUGCAUAUUGCGGUUGAGUCUGCGAAACCAGCUGUUGUAGAAACCCUCCUGGGCUACGGAGCUGAAGUUCACGUCUGCGGAGGUCGUUUAAGGGAAACUCCUUUGCAUAUUGCAGCCAGAGUAAAGGAUGGAGAUAGGUGUGCACUGAUGCUGCUGAAAUCCGGUGCUGCUCCCAAUCAAACAACCGACGAUGGUCAGACUCCAGUUCACGUAGCAGCGAAGCAUGGAAACCUGGGAGCUUUGAUGUUUCUCCUGGAGGAUGGAGGAGAUCCUCUGUACAAAUCCCUUACUGGAGACACUCCUCUUCAUCUAGCCUGUCGAAACUGCCAUCCAAUGAUCGUGCAACACCUUAUUGAGAAUGUUAAGGAGAAACAUGGUGCUGAGACAGCAACAAACUACAUAAAUUCCGUCAAUGAAGACGGUGCCACUGCCCUGCACUACAUCUGCCAUGUACUGAAGGAGGAGGUAAAGAUUCCACAGUCCGAUAAGGAGAUUGUUCGACUGUUACUGGAGAACGGAGCUGAUGUGGGCCUCGUAACAAAGUCUGCCAAUGAAACAGCCUUCCAUUACUGCGCUAUAGCAGGCAAUAAUGAUGUCCUGAGUGAGAUGAUUAGUCACAUGUCACCCACAGACAUCUCAAAAGCUCUCAACAAACAAUCAUCUGUGGGGUGGACUCCGCUCCUAAUUGCCUCCCAUCGAGGGCAUAUGGAGUUGGUUAAUAAUCUCCUAGCCAAUCAUGCUCGAGUUGAUGUUUUUGACAUUGAAGGUCGUUCCGCGUUGCACUUAGCUGCCGAACGAGGGUAUGAGCAAGUUUGCGAUGCUCUCCUAACAAAUAAAGCCUUCAUCAAUUCCAAAUCCCGCGUUGGUCGAACAGCUCUUCAUCUUGCCGCCAUGAAUGGGUUUACGCACCUCGUGAAGUUCCUCAUUAGAGACCACAAUGCAGUAAUUGAUAUUCUAACUCUCCGGAAGCAAACUCCGCUGCAUCUGGCAGCAGGAAAUGGACAAAUUGAAGUGUGUAAACUGCUGCUUGAACUUGGAGCGAAUAUUGAUGCAACUGAUGAUUUAGGGCAGAAACCAAUCCAUGUAGCAGCUCAGAAUAACUUCUCCGAAGUGGCCAAACUCUUUCUGCAGGCGCAUCCGAGUCUCGUGAAUGCAACGAGUAAAGAUGGGAACACGUGCGCUCAUAUAGCUGCCAUUCAGGGAUCAGUUAAAGUGAUAGAGGAACUCAUGAAGUUUGACCGUCAGGGUGUUAUUGGGGCAAGGAAUAAGAUUACCGAUGCUACGCCUCUUCAGCUAGCAGCUGAGGGUGGGCAUGCAGACGUUGUAAAGGCUCUUGUGAGAGCAGGUGGGUCGUGUACGGAUGAAAAUAAGGCAGGCUUCACGGCUGUGCAUUUGGCAGCUCAGAAUGGUCACGGACAGGUGUUGGAUGUUAUGCGGAGUUCCAACACAUUGAGGAUAUCAAGCAAAAAGCUCGGUUUGACACCACUUCACGUUGCUGCUUUCUACGGGCAACAGGAUACAGUUCGGGAGCUUCUGCUAAAUGUACCAGCAACAGUAAAAUCUGACCCACCUAGUGGAAAUUCUCUUGUGCCUGAAUUGGGAACUGAAUCCGGGAUGACACCAUUGCACUUAGCUUCAUAUUCGGGCAAUGAGAAUGUUGUGCGUUUACUGCUGAAUUCAGCAGGAGUUCAGGUUGAUGCUGCUACAACGGAAAAUGGCUACAAUGCCUUGCAUUUAGCAUGCUUUGGUGGUCAUAUGAGUGUUGUAGGACUCCUACUGAGUCGUAGUGCUGAACUGCUACAGAGUACAGAUCGGCAUGGAAGAACAGGCCUCCAUAUUGCCUCAAUGAAUGGCCGAUAUCAGAUGGUUGAGGUUCUACUUGGGCAGGGUGCUGAAAUUAAUGUGAAUGACAAAAAUGGUUGGUCACCCCUUCACAAUGCUGCCAAGGCUGGUCAUUUGGAUGUUGUGCGGUUGCUUUGCGAAUCCGGAGCUUCCCCAAAAAAUGAAACAAACUACGGCUGUGCACCAAUCUGGUUUGCUGCAUCUGAAGGGCACAACGAUGUUCUGAAGUAUCUGAUGCACAAAGAGCACGAUACCUACUCCCUCAUGGAAGAUAAGAGAUUUGUCUUCAAUCUAAUGGUUGUUUCCAAGUCGAACAAUCACAAGUCCAUUGAGGAGUUUGUACUGGUUUCACCAGCUCCAGUAGACACAGCCGCCAAACUGUCCAACAUCUACAUUAAUUUGUCGACAAAGGAAAAAGAGAGAGCAAAAGACUUAAUAGCAGCUGGAAAGCAAUGUGAAGCUAUGGCAACGGAACUCCUAGCCUUAGCAGCUGGAGCUGAUAGUGCUGGUAAAAUUUUAACUGCCAUCGAUCGCAGGAAUGUGGAGUUCCUCGAUGUUCUCAUUGAGAAUGAACAGAAGGAAGUGAUAGCUCAUACUGUUGUCCAGAGAUAUCUUCAGGAACUGUGGCGAGGGAGCCUCAACUGGGCAGGAUGGCGAAUGAUGCUCCUCCUUGUAGCCUUUAUCGUCAUCCCACCUGUUUGGAUAAUGUUCACCCUUCCACUGGGCCACAAAUACAACAAGAUCCCAAUCAUAAAGUUCAUGUCGUACCUCACAUCGCACAUCUUCCUCAUGCUCCAUCUUAUGGUUGUCGGCAUAACUCCUAUCUAUCCGGUCGUUCGACCCAAUCUCGCCCCCUAUUGGUACGAAUGGGGCCUUCUGGUGAUGCUGAGUGGUCUUCUGCUGUUCGAACUCACCAAUCCCAGCGAUAAAUCCGGCCUGGGAUCAAUUAAGAUCCUCGUGCUGCUGUUCGGGAUGGCCGGUGUUGGGGUACACCUGUCGGGGAUGAUUUGGGUGGAGAAGACGUACUGGCCGACGCUAAUGUACUGCCGAAAUCAGUGCUUUGCUCUCUCCUUUCUCCUGGCGUGUGUACAAAUAUUGGAUUUUUUAUCCUUUCACCACCUGUUUGGACCGUGGGCCAUCAUCAUUGGCAACCUCCUGCAGGAUCUUGCACGCUUCCUCGCCGUGCUGGCAAUCUUCGUGUUUGGCUUCUCAAUGCACAUCGUGGCACUCAAUCAAUCAUUCCAUAAUCUCACGCCAGCAGAGAUCAGAAGACUGCCUAGAACAGCUAGGGAUGCUGGAUACUUUAGCGAUGAUAUUCUAGGAGCAACAACAAAGGCAAAGCUAACAUAUCGCGAAGAUCGUUCGUAUUUCACGGACUAUCGACGCAAGCACGCGAGAGAAAAAAAAAUGACACCGUGGGUGGCGUUUGAGCGUCUCUUUUUCGCCGUUUUCGGCCAAACAACACCCGAUGACAUCAACCCAAUGCGCGAUGCCCGUCCAGAGUGGACUGAGAAUCUGUUUAAGCUCGUUUUUGGCGUUUAUUUGCUGGUCUCGGUAGUUGUAUUGAUUAACCUCCUAAUUGCUAUGAUGUCGGACACUUAUCAACGUAUUCAGGCCCAAUCAGACAUUGAAUGGAAGUUUGGUCUCUCCAAACUUAUAAGGAAUAUGCACAGAACAACAACAGCUCCCUCACCUCUGAAUCUCAUCACCACGUGGUUCAUGUGGAUUGUGGAACAAAUUAAGGCAAGAAUGACAAAGAGAAAGCGACCAAGUCUCGUGCAGAUCAUGGGCCAAAUGCGCCAGGCGAGUCCACGAUCGAAGGCUGGUGCCAAGUGGUUGUCGAAAGUAAAGAAAGGUCAGGUGGCUCCAAAAGACUCGGUGGCUUUGUCUGUUGUGCACCUAUCGUCACCUCUUGGAUCACAAGUGAGCUUCAGUCAGAUGAAUCAGAAUCGUAUUGAGAAUGUGGCUGACUGGGAGGCCAUUUCGAAGAAGUACCGAGCCCUCGUUGGUGACAAAUCCGAAGAUUCGGGCUCAAUGCGUGAAUCCGAAGCGGAAAAUAGCUCCCAAGUUGCCGAAGCUCCAGCACCGGCUGCCCAAAUGGGUAACAAUAUUAAUGCAGCACAGAAUCAAGUGUAAACACUAUGGGUGUGUUAGUUUCUAAGGGAAUUACAUUGUAAAGAACAAAAAAAUCGUGAAAAAGUGCAAUUA